GCGGGGACACGCUAACCCACGAAGACGCUUGUGUUGUUUUUUUUUUAAUUGGUUGGAGUUCAACAACAAAGGGGAGUUUGUUUUUGUAGUUGGUGUCUGCAAAAAAAUAAAAUACAAAUACAAAUAACGAACUCAAAAAUUACAUUGUAUGUCGGGACUGUCGCAGUGAUCGCAAUGAAGACCGCGCUGUUGCACGUCGCGUUGUCCUGCAGCCUCUGCGUUGCAAUAGCGACGAGCGGGUUUUUUGACAGCGUGCUGGUGGAUCUCGGAUACGAACAUUACGCGGAGAGGCCGGUGAGCCUGCUCCCUGCGUGUCUCGCUAUGCCCUUCAAUUCCCUGGUCAAUCUGGGCUAUGUGCUGCUGGGGGUUUACUGGCUGCGCAGAGGCACAGAGAAUGCGGGAAGAGGAGCCUAUUUCAAAGACGUUUUCGCACUGAUGGCUUUGGUUUACGGUCCCAUACAGUGGCUUCGCAUUGCCACGCAGGCUCGCCGGCUGGCCGUGCUGGAUCAGUGGUUCACGCUGCCGAUUUUCGCUUGGGUUCCGAUUUGGUGCCACUACAUCGCCGGCGGGUGGAGCCCCCGUCACGUCCUGGUCGUGGAAGCCGCCUCUCUCUGCAGUUACGGGCUGGCACUGUCCCACGACCUCGGGUUCGAGUUGGCACUGGGCUGUCACGUCGCCUUGGCCGUGACCCAGGGGCUCAGAAUCCAGCGGCGGUUCGGAGACAGCCAGUCCCUGGCGUGUUUGGCUGGGGCGGUUCUGUCCUGCGUGGGUUUCGUGGUUUUAAAGUUGCUGGAUCACCGUCUGGCCGAGCAGUUGUGGAUCUUCCGCCACCUGAGCGGACAUUUCUGCUCCAAAGUGUGUGACGUUUUGCAAUUUCAUUUUAGUUUUCUUUUUUUGUGGCGCUUGACGGGGCGAGAGAAGCAAGGGCGCUCAGAAUAAACGGCAUUUCUGCUAAAUAAAUAACAUGCUGUAAUACCCCUGAACAGAUAGCCUGUCUCCCCUUUAAAUAACACUAUGUAACACAAUUUUUGUUCCUGGGUAGUAAGUGUUAUUUCCUAAUUGCUAUGCCUCAAAAGU
Messenger RNA from Polyodon spathula (Mississippi paddlefish), 1077 nucleotides. It is a transcript of the gene tmem187, whose product is annotated as transmembrane protein 187. Lineage: Eukaryota; Metazoa; Chordata; Actinopteri; Acipenseriformes; Polyodontidae. The coding region runs from base 175 to 939 and encodes 254 amino acids. The transcript has a single exon. Gene Ontology annotation, cellular component: transport vesicle. The record is from RefSeq and is a predicted model, not a curated record.